ACUGUUCCCUUCGUUUAUACAUACUACCUUCCUAUCACAGAAGCAAGUCUGAAUGGGAUAUUCCAGUAUGGCAGCGCCCGUGAAAGAGUAGUAUUACUUUUUUAAGUACUUACUAGGUGGACUACUUUAUCUGUUUUGCAUGAAUUUUGGAUAGAGUGGGAAGCAGAUCAUUAUGGUGCUAAAAGCAUUUUGCACAAGGACUUCAGCAUUGCUGCAUCAGCGGUUCUGCUCAGACUAUGUGAAACAAAUGCGCUACUUGUUUAACCUAAAGGAGGAUGAUGAUGCUUGUCGACAGGCUUUGACCUCUGGAACAUUCUACCUCUUCCACAACCUUGCACCCCUCUUACAGAAAUCUAAGGAAGGCAAUACUGCACCUCAAAUAAAUGCUUCAGAGGUAAAUACAAUCCUAGAAAAGAUGGGACAACAGGAAAUGAAAUUAGAAGAUUCGGUACUUAUUGACUGUUCAGAAAGGGAAGUUGCUCAGUUUGCCCUUGAUCUAGGAUUAUUAGAAAAGUCUGCAUUGGAAUCAAAUUUGCAGGGAAAAUUUGUGGAUUUACGGAAAGCUUUGCUUCUUUUGAAUGGAAAGAAUGCUCCACUAUUAAUGAAGGCUCAAGCUCUCCUUCGCUGGCAUGCUUCAAACCAGUACUGCAGUCAAACAGGACAGCCUACCCAAAAGUCUGUAUCCGGCAGUAAACAAAUCUGUAGUGCCAAUGGAAAGAUUUACUACCCACAGAUGUCUCCUGUGGUUAUCACAUUGGUAUCUGAUGGCUCCAGGUGCCUUCUUGCACGUCAGGAAGCUUUUCCAGCAGGGAUGUACACUGCUCUGGCAGGAUUCUGUGACAUUGGUGAAACAGUUGAAGAUGCAGUUCACAGGGAGGUUGCUGAAGAGGUUGGCUUAGAAGUGGAAGCUGUGAAGUACACUGGUUCUCAGCACUGGUCCUUCCCGGAUAGCUCACUGAUGAUUGCCUGCCAUGCUACAGUGCAUCCAAAAAAGACGCAGAUUCUGUUGAAUAAAUUUGAGUUGGAAGAUGCUCAUUGGUUCAGUGUUGAAGAAGUACUGAUGGCCUUGAAUCGUGGAGUCUUUCUCAAAGGAGAGAGUGGUACUGUUCCAGUCUGGGUUCCACCCAAGUGGGCCAUAGCACACCAUCUGAUACAGGAGUGGGCUCAGCAGCAAAUCAGAUAGCUCCUAGCUGCAUGUACAUACGCAUGCCGUUAUUUUUCAUGCUUGUGAACUUGUCCUGGUAGAUAACCAGAUCAGCAGUAUGAAGCUGCUGCACCUGUAGUGCUGUUUAAAAUGUGGUGCCUUAGAAUGCAUACUGUGAUUAUAUAAUGCCACUAAUAGUGUUUUUAUAGAGAGGUUUUAAGUAUUUUCAAUAAGUAAGUAAGUACUUACCUUGUCACUUCUAAGAGUUGGAAGUUUAAUAAAAGUAUUUGAGAAGCUGUAAUCCAGUAGGGCAGAUUCAGCUGUCGUAGCAUUCUUCAUAAUCAAUGUACUUCAAUGUAGAGUACUAAAGGAUUUCAAAAUUUAACCAUACCUGCAAUUCAGAUAAUAUUAAAAUAUGUGAAAAUGCUGUUGACUUUAAAUCAUACUUGCAUGUAAUAGAUUGGAGAAUUGUGUGAUAUGACGAAAGAGAGCAUCUGGCACAUACACUCUUUGUAUGUUUAUUCCCUUAAGUAUGUUGCAUAUUGUACUUGACUAGAACUUAUUUAUUUGUUUAUGUUUUAAUCAUUACGAUAUUCAUUUAGGUAUUGGAUGAUUUUUUUUUACUUGAGGCUAAGGGAGAAAAGCUUCACAUAUAGAUCAUGAAUGUACACAGCCUGAAGUUUUUACAUAGAUGGCAUAUAACACAUACAUAGCUUGUAUAUAGAAAAAUGUUUACAGAUUUGUCUAGUCUUAGACUGAGUUUACAAAUUAGAUGAAAACAAUGAAGUGAGAACCCUCAUGGAAGCAAAUAUUUCAAGUCCUGCACAAUUUUAAUAAUCACUUCUUUACAGAUUACAUUAGAGCAUUAAAGAAUAGCUGUUAA
Molecule: messenger RNA, 2027 nt
Organism: Protopterus annectens (West African lungfish)
Lineage: Eukaryota; Metazoa; Chordata; Ceratodontiformes; Protopteridae
Gene: NUDT13
Product: nudix hydrolase 13
Exons: 9
Coding region: 173-1183 (336 amino acids)
Molecular function (GO): metal ion binding; hydrolase activity
Source: RefSeq, a predicted model, not a curated record